AUGUCAGCGCCGGCACCUCCGGCCGCCAACCGGCCCGGCGGCAGGCCCCGUAAGGCUUCGACCGCGACCGCGCCGGGCGGCACGCCGGCAGCAGAGACACCAACACCGUCCUCAUCAGCCCCUGCCGGCCAUGCUCCGACAGCUGUGACGACCUCCGUCACCACGACCGGACCGAUGACCGUCGCCGAAUGCGAGGCGCUCGCUGCCCAGCUCACCGACCCUGCCACACCGUUGCGGCGCCGCAUCGAGAUCGCGUCCGAGCUUCGUGACUCAGCAGAGUCAAACAGAGAGUACACCUUCUACGACAAGUACCUUGCUGUCUUCAUCCCCGCGCUCGUUCAGAUCCUCGGGGAAGAGAAGAACAUCGUCUUCGUCAAGGACAACUCAGAACAGCGCUUCCGUCACACCCUUCUCGCGUACCUGCAACGACUGCCGCAUUCCGAGCCCUUCCGACAGUACGAGGCCAAGGUUCUCGAGCUAAUGAUCAAGCUCCUCAAGGUGGAAAAUGAGGACAAUGCCCUUCUGUGCAUUAAGAUCAUGAUCGACGGAUUCCGAUCGCACAAGGACCAGGCUGAGCCGUUCGUCGAGCCGUUCCUUGAACUUGUGAAGCAGAUGUACGCCAAUUUGAAGGGAGUAGUGGAGAAGGAGUUUGGCACGACUGGUGGUGGCAAACCUGUCAGCAAUGACGGCACCCCGACACCUUCCGCUCCCUCUUCCUCUUCGCACACCCAUCUCUCGCAUGCCCUCCACUCGCCCAAGGUUCUUACCGAGUGCCCGAUUGCUGUCGUCCUCAUCUUCCAGACGUACAAGUCGGUCAUGGGCCCGGCGAUGCUCGACCUCUCGCCCCUUGUUAUGGAAAGCAUUAAGAUUCAGCCGGAACCUCAACGCGUCGCGCACGCCGAGGCAAAGGAGCGAGGCGAGAUCUUCGUCGGAGUGGCGCCAGGGAUCACGAACCGUGACAUGUACACUGAGCUCAUCAAGACGCAGGUCAAGACGAUGGCCUUCCUCGCCUACGUUCUUCGUGGCAGCUCGCAGGCGAAUGUCAAGGACUACCUGGAGGUCUUCCCAGAGGCGUGCAUUCGGCUGUUGCGCGACUGCCCACCGGAGGACGUCAGCACGCGCAAGGAAUUGCUCGUUGCCACCCGCCACAUCCUGACGGCCGACUCGCGAUCAUCAUUCAUUCCUUACAUCGACACGCUGUUGGAGGAGCGCGUACUCGUUGGAACCGGAGUGUCAAGUCGCGAGGCGCUCCGACCGCUCGCGUCCUCCGUCGUCGCCGACCUCAUCCACCACGUCCGCAACGAGCUUCCGAUUGCCCAGCUCAACCGUGUGGUUUACGUUUUCUCUUGCAACCUCAACGAUGCGACGUUCUCGAGCUCAAUCCAGACGAUGUGCGCCAAGCUCCUCAACACGAUUGUCGAUUCCAUCGCGAGCAAGGGCGACGCUGAGCAGUCCGCGCGACUUAUGAAGUCGAUGUUCAUCUCAUCGCUGGAGAAGCUCUCGGCCAUGACCGAGGCCUACGACAAGCUGAAGGCACUGUCCCAGAGAGACAAAGGUAAGGGCAAGGCCAAGGAGGAAACUGCUGCCAUCACCAGCGGCGAGGACGUCACGAUGACGGACGAGACGACGGAUGCCAAUGCCGACCGGAUGGCGCAUGGCUGGCGGGAGAUCGAGCAGGCCAUGCCCGUGCACCAGGUGGCUUACGCGAACGAGUCCCUCGAGACCUUCUGCCGUGAGGCGCGGUAUCUGUUCAAGACGCUGCUGCACACUUUCCGCACUCUCCUGUCGUACACGCGGCAAGGCGAGAACCCGGUACCUCCUCCGGACGGAGAGCUGCUGUCGCGCUUCUUCGAGAACGCUAUCCGCUGCAUCGCCAUUUUUGACAACAAUCGUGAUCCUCGGGAACCGAAAGAGGCGAUCGAACUUCUUUCACAGAUCCUUCUGCUGUUCGACCCUCACUCCUUCCGUGAAGUCUGGUCGACGCACAUGGACUUCUUUGUCGAGCACGCUCUCACAAACCCGCAUGUGUUCUCCGUCCUGCAGAUCCUGAUCACGCACGAGUCGGUUUCCCAUCAACUUGUGGCGAUCACGCUGAAGCAUCUUAUGAGCCACCUCGAUGAGAUCGGCAGCUACUCGCCCAAGAAGGCACAGCUGAACCUCCGCCUGUUCAAGAUCUCGUUCUUAGCCAUCAACACGUACAUCAACGCGAACGAGGUCGUGCUUGUGCCUCACCUGCAGAAGCUCAUCAUGCGGUCUUUCGCCCUGGCUCCCAAGGCUGACGAGCCGACGGUCUACUAUCAGAUUCUGCGAGCGCUCUUCCGUUCGAUCGGAGGAGGCAGAUUCGACGCUUUAUACAAGGAGGUACUGCCUAUCCUGCAGGAGAUGCUCGACAACCUGUCGUAUCUUCUGCAGCACGCGACUGACCCGGUCCAGCGCGACCUCUUCGUUGAGCUCACUCUCACCGUCCCCGUCCGCCUGACGAACCUGCUUCCUCAUCUCAGCUACCUCAUGAAGCCGCUCGUCCACGCUCUGCAGGCUGGUCCGGAACUCAUAAGUCAAGGUCUGCGUACGCUGGAGUUAUGUAUCGACAACCUCACGGCCGACUUCCUCGACCCCACCAUGACUCCCGUCUUCCGCGAACUCAUGGGAGCCCUUCACAAGCUUCUGAAGCCGAUCCCCGCGAACCGCCAACACUCGCACUCGGCCGUCAAGAUUCUCGGCAAGCUUGGAGGCCGCAACCGUCGAUUCUCGGACGUGGAAAACCUUCUUGAGUACAAGAAGUGCGCCGACGACCUUACCGCGCCGAUCUCAUUCGAGGGCAAGUCGUCGCGCUUCGAGCUUGAGCCGCUCGUCAAUGCGGCUGACCAGGUUCUGGACCAGAGGAUUGAGGUCUGCCAGGGUGACAGUCUCGAGGUUCUCAAGCUCACCGCCAUGGAGAUGCUCCACGAGAGCCGCAAGGAUACUGAGGCGACGCCGGUCUUCGCCAAGACUGUCAGCGCCCUGUUCCGUGCCUGCGCGCUUCCCGCUCCCCACGGAGAGGCGACGCUCGCUUUCGUGCGCGAUUACUGCAAGCGUGUCUUCACCGCCGAGCUCAAGCGCACCGAGGAGGACAACGACAAGCUUUUGCCGGAUCUGCAGACUCGCCACCGUCCGUUCCCUCUGACUCUCGCGCUCACCGACGCGAUCGUCAAAACUCUGGCCAACGCCCACGGAGACCAGCGUGAUCAGAUUGCUGAUGUGCUCAACGACAUCAUUGCCGACUUCAAGGUGUUGGCCACGUCGCCCGAGUUCACUGGCAGCAAGGAGGCGGUUCGUAACAUUGACCGUUUCGUCUUGUCCUUCGUUCGCCGCUUCACGAACCUUUGUCAGGACGAGGACUGGAACCACAAGAUGGCCGGCGUGACCGCCAUGAAUGUGUUUGUUCGCAAGGCUGAGCUCAGCCGCAAGUACAUCAUCGAGCUUGAGCUCGAGUUCGUCCGUGUCCUCAUGUUCGCUCUCCGCGAUGCUCCCAAGGAUCCGCCGAACUCGGUCAAUGGCAUUGUUGAUCUCAUCCAGUACCUGAUCAAGACCUGCCAGUCACAGGAGGACGGCAAGGCGCGCCUCAGUCGUCUUAUCGAGAUCAUUGUGCGCGAGCUCAACAGCCAGAGCCGUCUUGCUCGCGAGGCCGCACAGUCGUGCCUCAAGCUGCUGUCCGAAACUAUCGACCAGCCGAUCUCCAAUGUCAUCGGGAACGUUACCCGCACCGUCCUACUCGAGACGAAUGCCGGCCCAAUUUUCUCCAAGCCUCUGCGUGCGCUGUCGUCGUUCGCGAUGCAGGUUGGCAACAUCGAUUGUGUCACCUACCUACUUGACUUGCGUCCCUCGGUGCCCGAGAUCAACGACGAGUUUGUCCGUCUUGUUCAAGAGGUACUCGCGCUUGCGGAUGUGGAUGAUGCGAGCCUCAUCCCGAACAAGCGCGGCGAGCCCCCGUCGCACAAGCAGAGUUUCUGGCUCAAGUCGCUCCGCAUUGCGUGCCUUCGCAUGCUUCGAUCCACUAUGAACUGCCAGGAGUUCACAGAGAGGCAGAACCUCGCUCCCAUCCGCCAGCGCAUCAUCACCGUCUACUUCAAGCAUGUCUACUCUCCUCAUCCCGAGAUCGUCGACGUCGCCCACGACGGUCUUCGCGACGUCAUCCAGCACCAGAGCAAGUUACAGAAGGAGGUUCUCCAAUCUGGUUUACGCCCGAUCUUAGUCAACCUCGCCGACGCCAAGCGUCUCAGCGUUCCUGGUCUCGAAGGCUUAGCCCGUUUCCUUGAGCUCCUGACCAACUACUUUAAGGUCGAGAUCGGUGUCAAGCUCCUGGACCACUUCGACACGCUGGCGGACGCGAACAUGCUCCAGAAGGCUGCCAGUGGACCGCUGGACGACAACCCGGACAUUUCGCGCAUGACUCGUCUCGUCAACAUCUUCCGUCUUCUCCCUGCGACUGCCGUGCAAUACCUUAAGCAGCUCACCACUCAGGUUGUGGAGGUCGAAUCGCAGCUGCACCAGUCUGCUCCUGGUCCGUUCACCGAGAACAUCGCGAAGUACCUCGACAGGUACCACACAGAGGGUGCCCAGAACCUGCUCGACAACAUCCGCAACCCUCGUGUGGUCUGGACCUAUCGCAACAUCAUUUCGUCCGGCAAGGCUCCUCAGCUUGUCAAUGAGCUGUCCAACCGCGCGGGUGCCAUCACGGAGGUCUGCUUUGCAAACCUUGAGCAGUUUGACCUCGUCCUGCCUGGUCUCUACAUCAUUCGCGAGCUCUCACGCACUUCGCCGUCGUGGCUGUCUGAUCACGAGCCGGUGCUCGAAGCCGUGGUUGGUGUCUGGCGCUCCAUCGUCCAGCGCUCGCGUGAUCCCAAGAGUGACAUGUCCAACGUCCACUAUCAGACCAUGCCCAGCCUGAUCCUGGAGAUGUUCAUGUCUACUCUUGAGCACAAGGACCACACUGCCCUGCUCUUCCACGUUGUCGAGGCGUACGAGAUUCGCUCCUCGUUCGACCGCACCAACGUCGCGUUCUUCCUGUACCAGCGCGUCGCCCUUCAGGAGUCUGUGGAGUACCGCCGCGAGGUCAUCGAGUACUUCAUGAACUUGUACGAAGAGGAGUCGGUCGUCACCUGGGCUUUCAAGACGAACGCUCUCCGUCUCAUCGUGAACCCGACCUUGCGUCUUUACUUCGCCGACGAGAAGAACGAUGGCUCUCUCAUCAGCCCCGCCCUCAUCCAGAGAAUCGCUGAGCGCAUGUGGCGGCCCCUGUCUGCUACCCCCGUCGCCAAGCAGCGUGAGGACACACUUCUUAUCGAGAUUUUUGCCCUCACGACGCUCCUCGUCAAGCAUGCGGGCUCCAAGGUCAUUGACACCCGCAAGGAGGUGUUCAAGCUUGCCUGGAUGGGCAUUAACCUGCUCGAGCCGACUGUUAAGCUGAUGGCGUAUGUGCUGACGGCGUGCUUCAUGGCGACCUACGACACUCCUGUCAAGUUCGUUCGCUUGACAUGGACUGGACUUUUGCGCUUGAAGGAGAACGAGUCCAAGGCCCUCUUCCGUCAGGCCAUUGACACUCUCGCCGGCUGCCUGAUGGUCCGCGACCCUCCCACCCCCGGUACCAUCCCCGACUGGGCUCAGAAGGUCAAGACUGUGCUCGUCGAGGAGGGACACGCGACCAGCACUCUCGUUGUCGUCUGCGAGCUGCUCGUCAACCACCCAGACCUUUUCUACGACUACCGCGACCUCUACGUUCCUCACAUCGCGAUGUCGCUCCAGAAGCUUGGCUUCGUUCAGGCUGCCACUGCGGAGAUGAAAAAGCUCACGGUCGAUGUCAUCGAGCUCAUCUUCCGCUGGGAGCGCAAGCGCAUGGCUCUCAAGGACGAGGCUGCCAAGGCGGACGAGUCGAUGGAUGUCGACGACCGCGACGUCAACUCGCCCAACAAGCGCCAGCGUAUCGAUCGCGCCGGUACCGCCGUCUCCACCCACAGCAGCAGCGGUGGUUGGGUUACCCCGGCUGCUACGCGCGAGCUUAUCACCGCCCACCUGCUCCGGAUCGUUGCCUCUUCUCCCGAGCCGGUCACCCGCGGUGGUCUCAGCAAGCGUGCCCUUGACCUCUUCAAGGAGAUUCUCGGCCCCAACGGAUUACCGAAUGUCACCGUCAAGCUCCACUUCUUCAACCGUACUAUGGCUCAAGAUAUCACUGAGAGCACCAUCGGUACCGUGGCCAACUCGACCGAGGUCAUUGCCGCCGUCGCCGAGGUCCGCGACCAGGCAUGGAUCCGCAGCAAGCUGGAAACCUUCCGCAAGCUGCUUGAGAAGGUUUGGGUCUUUGACGACAACAACAUGCACGAGGUCAUUCGUCCCCUCACCGAACGCAUGUUCGCCGAGCUCCCCGAAGAGGAGAUUCCGGACAGCGACGAUGACGCUCAAAAGCUGCUCAAGUGGCUCACGACGACCGUCAACAACAACCUCGCUGCCAGCUUGCGCUCCACUAGCGAACUGCCCGGAACUUUGUUCCUGCUCAAGUCGUGGCUGAAGGCGCAGCCCAAGCUUCUCCACAAUGAGACUAUUGCGUCGGGCCUGCUCCGCGUCCUCAGCAACCUCGUCAAGGUCCACACAGCUGCCAAUGGACCCGACCCCUCGUACCGCCUCAUCAUCAGCAUCCUCGACAUGCUUCGAGACCGUGUGGCUGAUCUUAAGGAGCAUCGGCGCUACCUGGUUAGCAUCCUCGGCGCGCUGGUCGAUAAGUCUCAGAACCUCGCGCUUUGCCGCUACCUCCUCGACAUGGUACGCCAGUGGGUCGUCAAGGAUGUCGAUGGACCGAUCGUCGUCAAGGACAAGGCGAUGCUGCUUCUGCGCAUGCACGCUUUCGAGACCCGUGACGACGCACUCUGGAAGUCGUACCUCGACCUCAUCUAUGAGAUCUAUGGUCUUGAGACUUUAGCCGGCACCGACCUCACGCACCGUCUCGAGGCGUCUUUCCUGCUUGGAACUCGCUCCAAGGACCCUGCUCAGCGCUCAAAGUUCCUCGACAAGCUUGAGAAGACCCUUCCUCCUCAGCUUGAUGCCCGUCUCGAGUACCUGUACUCGCUCCAGAACUGGGAGACGCUGGCGGACAGCUAUUGGAUGCCGCAGAUGCUUAGCCUUCUCCUUGGUAGCGCCGAGCGUCGCGACGAGGUGUUCAGCUCUGCUCUGAGCGUCAUUUCGGAGGACGACAAGCUGGCCACCAAGAACUGGCGCCAGGGCGAGCUCGUCCAGUACGUUCGCAACUUGGUCCACCAGGACCCCAUGCAGACUGCCUUCACGCCUUACAUCGCCAAGCUGCUCUGCAAGGAGUAUCACCACAAGCAGAUUGACCUCAAGCCGAACGUCAUACAGACCCACCUCGAGGCUCUGGUGUACUGCCGGCCGCCGGUUACCGUCCCUCCUCUGCUCAUCAAGUUCCUCGCCAAGACGUACAACGCAUGGUACGCUGGAUUCGAGAUUCUUGGUCUCCUUUCCGACACGUACCGUGGCACGGAUAACCUGCGAGAGAGCUGCGCCGGUGCUCUGAGCGAGCUGUAUGCCGAACUCAACGAGGACGACAUGUUCUACGGCAACGCCCGCUGCCGCUACGUCUACCCCGAGACUGCUGCUGCACUCACCCUUGAGCAGAACGGUCGCUGGCCGCAGACUAUGGAGCUUUACGAGCAGACCAUGAUCAAGGCUCGCCAUGCCGCGCUUCCGUUUACCGAGGACGAGUUCUGUCUGUGGGAGGACCACUGGAUUCUCGCCGCCCAGAAGCUCCAAAACUGGGAGUCGCUCACUGAGCUUGCUCGUGCCGACCAGAACCCGGAUCUGCUUCUCGAGUGUGCCUGGAGGCUGUCCGACUGGGGCUCUGCCGAUCGGGAGAUGAUCGAAAACUCGCUCAAGAGUGUCGCCGGUGUCCCCACUCCCCGCCGCAAGGUCUUCGAGGCGUUCACUGCCCUUAUCAAGGCGCAUGGAAGCCGCGAGCCGCCCAACGACUUCCUCCGCAUCGUCGACGAGGCCCAGCAAGUCGCUAUCCGCAAGUGGAUCAGCCUUCCGUCGUCCAUCACGGGAGCCCACCUUCCCCUUCUCCAGAUGUUCCAGCAGGUUGUCGAGCUUGGCGAGGCUGCGCAGGUCUUCGACUCGCUCCAGAUGACUACUGCUCAGACUCUGGAAGCUCGCGCAAACACCGAGCUCAAGAGCAUCUUCCAGACCUGGCGUGACCGUCUCCCCAACUUCUGGGACGACAUCAGCGUCUGGUCCGACCUCCUUGCUUGGCGUCAGCACGUGUUCCAGGCUGUCACUCGUGUCUACAUGCCUAUGAUCACGCCGGCCGAAGGGGUCACCCACGGCUACCGCGGAUACCACGAGACCGCCUGGAUGAUCAACCGCUUCGGUGAGGUCGCUCGUCGCCAUGGUCUUCUCGACGUGUGCAGCACCGCUCUGAAUAAGAUCUACAUGCUGCCCAAUAUCGAGAUCUCCGAGGCGUUCCUCAAGCUCCGUGAGCAGGCGCUCUGUUACUUCCAGAAGCCGGAGAAGUUCAAUGAGGGUCUCGACAACAUCAGCACGACCAACCUCAUGUACUUUGCCCAGCCGCAGAAGGCGGAGUUCCUCACGCUCAAGGGCAUGUUUAUCUCUCGCCUGGGUCAGGACUCGGACGCCAAUGACGAGUUCGCCCACGCCGUGCAGAUGGACUACAACCUGCCCAAGGCUUGGGCCGAGUGGGGCAAGUUCAACGAGAAGAUGUAUCGCCAGCAGCCCGAGGCGCCGCCUCCUGGCAGCAAGCCGCAGCCCGGGCCUGGAGAGAAGCCGAUGACGGACGCCGAGUGGGCCGAGUCCUGGGCUCAGGACCGCGCGCUCCGUGCUUCGUCAGCGGUCUCUUGUUACAUGCAGGCUGCUGGUCUGUACAACAGCCACAAGUCGCGCGCGCUUCUCCUCCGCGUGCUCUGGCUGCUCGGCCUCGACGACUCGCGCAACACGAUCGCCAAGGCAUUCGAGGCGUACAAGGGCGACCUUGUCAUCUGGUACUGGAUUACCCUCAUCCCGCAGCUGCUGCUGUCGCUGUCGCACCGUGAGGCGCAGAUUGCUCGCCACAUCCUCAUGCACAUCGCCAAGUCGUUCCCGCAGGCGCUGUUCUACAGCCUGCGCGUAACUCGUGAGGACUUUAGCAACGUCAAGAAGAGCCAGCUCGCCGCUCAGCAACGAGUCGCGGCCAUGAAGCGUGCAGCCGAGGCCAAGGCUGCUGCCGCCGCUGGUCAGGCCGCCAGCAGCAGCGCGACUGCUGAGAACAGCGAGCAGAAGCCGGAUGCAGCGAAGGAGGAGAAGGCAGAGGAGAAGCCUGCCACCAAUGGUGCCGAGGCGAACGCGAAUCAAGGAGAGAGCAAGCCCGAAGCCAACAACGCACCCGCCAAUCCUGCUCAGCCCGCCAAGCCUGCCCCCCGCCAGCCGUGGGAGCUUGUCGAUGAGAUUAUCAAUCACCUCAAGACUGGCGUACCCCUGCUUGCUCUCUCGAUGGAGAAGAUGGUCGACCAGAUCGGCUAUCGAGCCAAGCCCACAAGCGAGGAGGACAUUUACCGGUUCUUCAGCGCCUUGCUUAACGACGCAAUGGCUCAGUGGAGCACGCGUGGUACAUUCCUGAGCGAGGACCAGGAACUCGGUCCUCACACGCGUGACAACCUGAGGCGUUUCUCGUUAAACCUCCACUCCGACCUGCGCGCCGCCGUCGAGAAGGACUUUAUCAACAACCAGCCCAAGAUGCGCGAGUACAUCAAGCGCCUGCAGUUCUGGCGUGACUUUUACGAGCGCGCCAUCGACUCGCGCCCGCGCCACCAGCCGCUCGACUCGUCGGGCAUCAACCUCACAGACUUCCACUACACCAAGUUCGAAGACGUCGAGGUGCCCGGCCAAUACAUCCAGCACAUUGACCAGGCCGACGAGCUGGUUCGUAUCGCCCGCUUCCACCCCCGCGUCGAGCUGUGCCGCGGCUUUGGCUUCUGCUUCCGCCGCAUCACCAUGAUUGGCCACAACGGAACGCCCUACACGUUCAACGUGCAGAUGCCCGCCGCGCGCCACUGCCGCCGCGAGGAGCGUCUCGUGCAGCUGUUCCGCAUCAUGAACUGCGUCCUGCGGAAGCGCAAGGAGUCGCGCCGCCGCAACCUCCAGUUCCACUUACCUACUGCGGUCGCCCUCGGCACGCAGCUGCGCCUGAUCCAGAAUGACUCGUCUUACGUGUCGCUGCAGGAGAUCUACGACGAUUAUGCGUUCUCGCACGGUAUGACGCACGAGGACACGAUCCUUGCCUUCUGCGACCGACAGCGCCAGCUGCACGACCCCAGCAUCCCGCGUACGGACCCCCGCUUCGUGCAGCUCAAGAUGGAGAUCAUCGAGGAGAUCCAGACCAAGAUGCUCCCGGAGAACGUGCUCACGAACUACAUGAUCAAGAACAUGGCCGACUCGGAGAGCCUCUGGCUCAUGCGCAAGCAGUUCGCAAUGCAGACGGCGGCGACGGCAUUCCUCACCUACGUGUGCUGCCUGAACAACCGCGCGCCGUCUCGGUUCCACAUCUCGCGCAAGACGGGCCAGAUGUACAUGACGGAGAUGCUGCCCUCGUUCGUGCAGGGCCAGCCGCUGUUCCACAGCAGCGAAGCCGUGCCCUUCCGUCUGACGCCGAACAUGCAAAACUUCAUCACGCGUGUCGGCGUCGAGGGCGUCGUGUCCGCCGCCGCGACGGCGAUCGCGCACUCGCUCACGCUGCCCGAGUUCGACCUCGCCUCGACCCUCCACCUGUUCAUCAGGGACGAGAUCCUGACGUGGCAGAACACGUACAACAAGGGCGGCGAGGCGCGCUCCGAUGCCCCGCUCACGGCACACGUGUACAAGAAUGUGGACCAGUUCAUCAAGCGCGCCGAGCUCAUGGGCCACAUUGGCGAGGUCAAGGACAAGGCAGCCGGAGGGCCCGUCAUCAACCACGCCAUGGUCACGCUCAUCUCGCAGGCGACGGCGCCGACGCUGCUCGCGGCCAUGAGCGAGACCUUCAUGGCCUGGUUCUAA
This is a messenger RNA of Trichosporon asahii var. asahii CBS 2479, 11061 nucleotides long. Its product is annotated as histone acetyltransferase. Bases 1 to 11061 code for a protein of 3686 amino acids. The transcript has 3 exons. The record is from RefSeq and is a predicted model, not a curated record. NCBI's taxonomy places the organism in Eukaryota, Fungi, Basidiomycota, Tremellomycetes, Trichosporonales, Trichosporonaceae. Gene Ontology annotation, cellular component: nucleus; NuA4 histone acetyltransferase complex; SAGA complex. Gene Ontology annotation, molecular function: protein binding; transcription coregulator activity. Gene Ontology annotation, biological process: regulation of DNA-templated transcription; DNA repair.